Messenger RNA from Malassezia vespertilionis, 2538 nucleotides. It is a transcript of the gene CDC5, whose product is annotated as polo kinase. The transcript has 2 exons. NCBI's taxonomy places the organism in Eukaryota, Fungi, Basidiomycota, Malasseziomycetes, Malasseziales, Malasseziaceae. The record is from RefSeq and is a predicted model, not a curated record. Bases 1 to 2538 code for a protein of 845 amino acids. Gene Ontology annotation, molecular function: protein binding; protein kinase activity; ATP binding. Gene Ontology annotation, biological process: regulation of cytokinesis; mitotic cell cycle; protein phosphorylation. Gene Ontology annotation, cellular component: cytoplasm; spindle pole; nucleus.
AUGUCGACGGGCCUUCCUAACUAUGAGCGCGAAAGUGCAAUGCAGCACAUUGCGGCGCCUCGUCGAGCGGUGCUCCAGUCGAUCAACACGCAAGAGUCCGUCCCCAUUCAGCGGCAUGUUUCUGGUACGAACCCCUACAAAGUUUCGGAGAGCGGCAUGCAUGCAGAAGCCCAUAUUGCUGUGAGUGAGCGUGCGAAUGGUGUGUCGCGUUUGCGCAGACACCUUGCACCGCUUCCCAGUAUCGGCAAUGGUGUGCAGCCGCAGCACGCUCCUUCGACCAAAAGCGCUGCCCCUGCCGUGACUCGCGACACGCUCACGCACACGCACAGCAAGAAGCCGCAGCUGCCGAAUGCGCCGCGCGUCAUUGUGGAUGCUGCUGGAAAUGAGUAUGACCGGCAUGCGGUGCUGGGCCAGGGCGGUUUUGCGCGUGUAUUCCACGUCACGGACCGGCAUGGCCGAGACAAGGCAUUCAAGGUGAUUGCCAAGAGCGCAAUUAUGCAGUCCAAGAAGAAUCGGCAAAAGAUCCUUGCCGAGAUUAUGAUUCACAAGUCGCUGAAGCACGUCCACAUUGUUGGAUUUGAAGACGUAUUUGAAGACUCGGAGAAUGUCUACUUUGUCUUGGAGCUGUGUCACAAUGGGAAUAUGAACGAUAUUGUAAAGCGCCGUGGACGCUACUCCGAGGCCGAGGCGCGCUUCUUUAUGAUCCAGAUCUUGGCGGGCAUCCAGCACAUGCACAACAAUUCGAUCAUUCACCGCGACCUAAAGCUUGGAAACGUGUUUUUGGACCAGAAUAUGCGCAUAAAGAUUGGCGAUUUUGGGCUCGCAGCGCUGCUCAAGUAUCCCGAGGAGCGCAAGAAAACCGUGUGCGGCACACCGAACUAUAUCGCGCCCGAAAUCCUCUACGACCAGGGCGAAGGGCACAGCUUCGAGGUCGAUAUCUGGUCAGUCGGUGUGAUUUUGUACACGCUCCUCGUUGGCCGCCCGCCAUUCCAGACGAGCAACGUGCAAAAGAUUUACGACCGGAUCCGCCGCAACGAAUACGAGAUUCCUGCCGAGGCAAACUUGUCUGUCGAAGCCCAAGGCCUCAUCCGGCAGAUUCUCUCGCAGCGCCCGUCGGAGCGCCCGUCACUUGGAGAGAUUAUGGAGCACCCGUGGUUCCUUGCAGGCACUGUGCCGCUCAGCGUGCCUGCCCAAGCAGUCCAUCAACGCCCCUACAUUCCCGCCUUAACGCAAGGCGAAUCCCAGCGCAACUAUGAGCAACUCAAGUUGGAGGCGGCGUGGCUAACCGACGACGCUGCCGACCAGGAAGCAGCGCCAGAGCCUCCCGCCAAGUACCCACGCGAGAAUCUGCGCGCGCUGGAAGCAGUCGAGGAGAACAGGGACAGGAUCGACCGCGAAUUCCAGCAAGCGAUCAAUCCCGGCAGCCCCAUCUCGACCCUGCUCAAGGUCGGACGUCAGCCGCUGGUCAAGGCGAAUGUUGCCUCGCCACCCAGCGCACUUGGCCUUGCUGGUAAGAUGAGCAAUAUGCAUUUGAAGUCCACGCACAACCAGGAAAACGCACAGCUCCGCCAAAAGACCCAGGUCGUGGCCGGCUUCGCGCCUGUGCCUACACGCCCCGUCACUAGCCUCGAGCUCAUGGUGCACUACCUCAGCGAUGCACUGCGCCACUUUGAUGCCGAGGAUAGCCAGCCGCAGAUCCCGACGAAUCCAGCGGGCGAGAUGGUAAGCAUUCCUUUGUCGGUCGUUGUCGAAGGCGAGGGAGGCGAACUGCGCGUAAAGCCCCCUGCUCCUCGCCAAUUUAUCAUUUCCUGGCUCGACCACUCGGAAAAGUACGGCUUGGGCUACGCGUUGUGCAACGGCUCUGUAGGCGUGCAUUUCCGCGACGCUACCAGCAUGGUGCUCGCACCCCAGCGCCAGUGCUUUGACUAUGUCUACAACAUUCAUUACCGCGGCGAUGCGCAUCCCACCGACCAAGUCCGGCGCGAGAACCACGCCAUGCCGAGCGACCACGCGGACAAAGCGUCCAAUUUGGAGUGGCUUCCCCGCGAGCUCGUGAGCAAGUUUAAGCUUUUGCGAUUUUUCGAGGGCGAGAUUAUGGACCGCCUGUACGGAGCCGACAACCCCUUGACCUAUGUGGACACCAACGAGACCGGCAUGAGCUUUGUGCAGAAGUGGUACCGCUGCAAACAAGCGAUUGUAUUCCGGCUGAGCAACGGGACCGUACAGUUUAAUUUCUACGACCACACCAAACUCUUUCUCUCCUCGGAUGGCCUGGUCGUCUCUGCGAUCGACGCCGUCGACCGCACCGACGGCGUGCCUGUCUUGCGCACCUGGACCCUCGCCGAGAUGGUCGCAAUUGCCCAUCCCCGCCGCUCUGCCGCCGAAGCAGCGGCGGUCAGCGAAACACCCGAGCGCUUUCCCCGCCUUUUCCAGACCAAACCCAGUGAGCGCCGGUUUGUGCGCCAGUUGAUGAAAAAGUUGCGCUACGUCCGUGACGUGCUGAUGAGCACAUCGAACACGCAUCUUCCUGUAGCAUAG